UGUCUUCGUUGUUCGGUGAUGUCGCGAAAAACGAUGCUUUUGGGAUGAUUUUGAACGACGGGAUGCAAGCCUCGACGCGAUAAUGCCCCUCGUGUCGACUGGAAUUGAGCAUCCGUUUCGCGGGAGAUAUAGGCUGCGGUAAUAUCGGUUUAAAGCGCCAAAGAAACCCGCAGGGGACCCUUUGUCAUGGAUAUGCAGGCUCCCAAUGUGUAUGCAUCCAUCCCUGAACUGGGAAUGGUGUGGAUGGGUGACAUGAUGGUACACGGGGAGCCGGCACAUGAACUCAUGUUGGACCCCCGUCAGGCGGAAAGUCCCUUUUUCUCACACGGCGCUCACUCCUUCGAUGAUCUCCGAAAUCAUCAUAUAGCACCUGCUACGAUGGUGCGAUAUUUACCUACCCAGUUUACCAAUGAGUGCUCUGAACCUGAAGAAGCUGUGGAAAUGGUCGAUGCGCAAGAAAUGCAUCAUGAGUACGAUUCACAUUCUGAAAGACAGGAAAUGAGUGAGUACUUGUCAUUAGAAGAUUAUAUGGUAGAUGAAGAACACGAACAAGUGGUCACUAAUGCAGCUACUCAGACUACUCAAGACAAUCGCAAUCGUAAAAUUAAACCCAUUAAACAUCCCGGGCUUAUCUUGAAAACGCCCAUUGCAUACCAACCGCAUACAGAUCUAAAUUUUAUACCAAUCCGUAAAGAUGGUAUCGCUGUGUGUGAAAAAUGUGGUGCAAUUGGAGUGAAGCAUGCCUUUUACACGAAGGAACGAAGAUUUUGUAGCAGAGCAUGCGCCCGUUCUUCUGAACAUACAGCUCCUACUGCCGAUUCGACUUAUAGUCCAUCACAUUCACUGGAACAAUUAAUGCCAACCGAACCAUCGUCACCGAAUGAGGCAAAACCUUGUAUUAAAGAGGAGGAAGCAGUAAUUCCUAACGAAAGUGAGGAUACAGAAAAAGAAAAGGUUGUGGCUGAGCCAGUAAUGCCCGAAGAUUUGCCAGUGAGAAGAAAGCGAACGGCAGACAUGGCAGGGUCUUACGAUUGGACUCCGCAGCUAACGGAACCAGGUUUCUGUGCUGCGCCAGUUUCCUGCUUUAAACACGCCCCAAUAUCAGAGAUAUGGGACAACAUAACGGUUGGUAUGAAGGUUGAAGUGGAAAAUACUGAUUGCGAUGAAGUCUGUGAGGCUUUCCCAGAUUCUUUUUGGGUCGCAACUGUACUUCGAAUUUCUGGAUACAGAGCAUUAUUGAGGUACGAGGGGUUUGGGCACAACGCAGACAAAGACUUCUGGGUUUCACUUUGCUCGAACGACAUCCAUCCAGUCGGUUGGUGUGCAACCAUCGGAAAACCCCUCAUACCACCAAACACAAUUGCCAACAAGUACAAAGAUUGGAAAGACUUCCUCAUGAGGAGGCUGACUGGCGCGAGGACGCUGACGACCAACUUUUACAACAAAGUCAACGACAGCAUGAAGUCUCGAUUUCGAUGCGGUCUCCAUUUAGAGGUGGUCGAUAAAAAUAGAAUCUCACAGGUGAAGGUAGCGACGAUCCAAAAGAUCGUGGGGAAGCGUUUACAUGUGAGGUAUUACGACUCGCCGCCAGAAGACAAUGGUUUCUGGUGCCACGAGGACUCUCCGUUGAUUCAUCCAGUUGGGUGGGCCAAAAGGGUCGGACAAACUCUCGACGCCUAUCCGGAAUAUCUGGAGCGAAUCUCCUGCGGCAAGCUCUCCCAGGACGAUGCAACGGAGGGCCUUUUCUUCGUCCCGAAAAGUCACCACCUACAGCACGGCUACACGUUUCGGGAAGGGAUGAAGAUCGAGGCAAUAGACCCGUUGAAUCUCUCCGCGAUAUGCGCCGCGACAGUAAUGCAAGUCUUGAAGGAAGAUUACAUCAUGAUUCGCAUCGACAGCUACGACGAGGAUGCUAGUGGGGCUGACUGGUUCUGCUAUCACUCGUGUUCGCCGUGCAUCUUCCCAAUUGGAUUCUGUUCGCAGCAUGGAUUACCUCUUACACCUCCAAAGGGGUACGACCCUACCACGUUCACUUGGGACGCAUAUUUGACGGAGACCAACACGAUACCCGCACCGAUUCAGCUUUUCAGUCGAGAGGUUCCGCAACAUGGAUUCAUCGAGGGCAUGCGGUUGGAAGCCGCCGAUUUAAUGGAUCCACGAUUAGUGUGCGUAGCCACAAUUACGAGGGUAAUCGGUAGAUUGCUCAGAGUCCACUUUGACGGCUGGGAGGAUGAGUACGACCAGUGGCUGGACUGCCAAAGUCCCGACAUAUAUCCGGUUGGCUGGUGCGACCUUGUUGAUCACAAGCUAGAGGGGCCCCGAGUGCUCGUCAAUAAAAACACUAGUCCUACGGUAAAAUCACCAAGAGGCCUUAAACGUAAAGCUAAGCGGAAACUGAAGAGAGGCGGCAAGGUCGCUUGUGCCAAGAACAUUCUACCUCGUAAUAGCGAACGCAUCAAUGUGAUUCGCGAAAGGGAACGCGAUCGGGAGAGGGAACGGGAAAGAGAACGAGAAAGGGAACGGGAUAGGGAACGAGAAUUCGAGCCGGCCCAGGGAACCAAGAUAGAGCGGGAACGAGACCUGGAGAGCCUUCCCGAGCAAGGCGGGAGGGAACCGGAACCUGCGCAAGAACCUGCAGGUCCUGAUCAAACCUUGCCGAGUCCUACCACUGGUCAAGGACAAGCUCUUAACGAGACUCAGAGCGAGAUCCAGAGUCCUCCUCUACCCAAGGAGAGAACCGCCACAUCGUAUAUCAAUGUUACGUCGGCCAGCGGAAAGUACAUUCCCAGGCUAGCCGAUGGCUUGCAAAAGAACCCCGAUUCCGGUGAACUGGUCCCUGCCGAAUGGAACGUCUUCGACGUCGCACAGUUCCUCCGCGUCAAUGACUGCGCGACUUACUGCGACAAUUUCAGCAAACGGAAGAUCGACGGGAAGACCUUGCUCACGUUGACCAAGGACCAAAUCAUAGACCUCACCGGUUUCAAGGUUGGACCUUCUCUGAAGAUCUACGAUCUUAUUCAACAGUUGAAAAUCAAAGUGAACCCAGCUCAGGAAAGGUUGAAACUAGGACUAAAAAAAUUAUUAUAGCAAAUCUAGAAUGUAGCGCAUACAUUCUGUAAGUUCCCGAUUUACGUAGGUUAAACAUGGAUUUACAGGUAAUGCGUGUGCGUGUGAAUAAGUUGGCUAGAGUCGAUUUUUUUUUUUUCUUUUCUGACCCGCCGCGAUCGUAUAAAGAUCCACCUAUGGUUCAAUUUCAGUGCUUCGAUGGAUAAUUAAGUUUUGUACACGUGACCACGUCACUUCGUGAAACUAUUCGAUCGCGGCCGAGUUUUACUAGGAGACCCUAUCUCGGUUAAUUCGCGUUAUUUCAUUCUGGAAAUUUGGCAAGUCAAUCUGAAACCUUUAUUCGGAACGCGUAAAAUUGUACAUACAAAUAAAAAGACAGUUCGAGGUGUACAACAAUCGACGUCGUUUAUGAAAGUCACGCAGUCGUGAGCGUUCCAAAACGAUCCAAACAUUUCGACGGCUUUUGGCUUUUCCAAAUCGGAAAGAGGGAUUUCCACGGUAACGUUUAAUUUUUAGCUAUAAAUUGUAGAUUUAUUGGCAUACGUCAUGUAACCCAGUGUAAGUAUAUACUCCAGUGUACGUUACACUUAUUUAUAUUUAUAUACCCGCGAAGGACAACUUUGGAUAUUUUUCCUGACUUAAUGUAGCCGUUAUGUGUAAAUCCAUGAUUUAAUAAUGCACUACAUGAAAUGCAAAUGUACUAGCCACCGUUCAAACGGUUCCGAAUGUCAAUAUUCGGAGACCGUUGCGUUAAACGAGAAAGAAAAUAUAUCUGGCAUAUAUGUGACCCCCGGGUCGAACAUUUAAAUCCAAACGAAAAUCCACGCUAUUGUUACGUCGGGAUCGCAAAGCAUGCCAAAUUGGGAUGAGGAACGUCGAGCAUACGUACAGUUGUCGACGUGCGAGGGAAACGACGUGUCUGUACAUAUAGUUACGAAAAUUGGAACGGUGGUCUUUGACUUUGUAAAUACGGUUAGCAAGGAGGAAUUGGGACAGCCGAUGGCUGGAGUAGGUUGGCAAUACGUCCUGUAAAAAGAGAUAACUACUGCUACGUGGCUACUGCAUUUCUAUUGCAUAUGGUGUAAUAAUGUAGCCAAUCCACGAGUACAGUGAGUGAAACCAGUCAAGCCAAGUUCAACCCUUUAAGAGCCCAUGGACGCUUUCGAAUUAAUCGGAGAAGAACGGCGCGGCUCUCAAAGGGUUGAAAGUUGAAUUCCGCUUCGAGUUUAAAAAUACUAUUUUUCAGUAUACCAGAGUAACCCGGGUUAUUUGCAUUAUUUAUUAAGCGCGACGUCUUUGCGACGCCCUCACUGGCCGUAGCGUUAUUUCGAAUCGAAAUAUUCGUCGAGAGAGUUCACGCGAGUGUUUGUAAAUGCAGCGUUAGCCAAAUUGGGACUCGUCGGGGCCGGUAGACCAAAUGUAAUUUGUACGAUACGACCGUGGUGAGCACCCACGACCUAACGCGAAGGGGCUCUCCGAAUACCAGAGAUGGGAAAUAUGACAAGCAAUUUACUCGAGUGCCAUUUAUUACAAAAAGGGGGAGGAACGACAAAAACGGUAUACUCGUACAAAUACGUCGGGUAACGCUCGACCAUAGCGAACGGUUAUUUCGAGCAAGCCGGUAUCGAGAUAUUCCUAGGGUAAUGUGUCGUGCAAUUUUAUUUCGAGAAAAGAAAAUCGUCCUCGACUGCGGACGUCCUACCACCUCGGCGGUUAAUAGAACGAACUAAUCGGCGCGCCUAGGAGUCUCGGGCCAAAUUGGGUCAUCUAGGGGAGAAGGUCUCUUUAUUCGGGAAUUUCGAGCGUAGCGCGUUUGCAGUUAGAUGUACACGUUUUCCUUGCAAAGAGUAAUGCUCCGCGUCGCGGGACUCCUCGGCCCGCAAAUCAUACGGACGCGGCCGUACAGCUGGUUAACGCGAAUUACAGUAUAAAGUAUAAGAAUAGAAUGCUUAGGAAUAAUUUAGUUACGUGUAAAGAUUAUAUCCGGAUUCGCCGGGCAUUUCCCGGGAACCGUACCGAAGAUGGGAAGGCCAACAAUUGCGGAGGACAAACACGGAUACAGUAUGCUCGAGCGGAGGGGCGGAACGGAAUCAGCUCGCAGGCCGCCCCUCCGGUACUCUCCUUGUAUUUCUAAGUUUCUCACUCGUCGUACGUUUCUUUUUAUACACAUAAGCAAGUAGAACUCGACUAAGAAUAAAUGUUUUACACUUGUACUGUAAAGAAAUUUGCAAAUAACGACCGAGGUACAUUGUU
Messenger RNA from Orussus abietinus, 5319 nucleotides. RefSeq names its product polycomb protein Sfmbt. Lineage: Eukaryota; Metazoa; Arthropoda; Insecta; Hymenoptera; Orussidae. Gene Ontology annotation, cellular component: nucleus. Gene Ontology annotation, biological process: regulation of DNA-templated transcription; heterochromatin formation. The transcript is spliced from 10 exons. The coding region runs from base 187 to 3087 and encodes 966 amino acids. The record is from RefSeq and is a predicted model, not a curated record. Gene Ontology annotation, molecular function: protein binding; zinc ion binding.